CCAUCUGAGUCCUUUGUUUAUAUUGCCUUAUUUUGGACAACACCAUCUUACCCACCUACACUUAUGUAGACAUGGUCAACCACGUCUCUCUGACCCUCCACUUUGUUUAGUCAAACUGGGAGAAAAGCCAGAAUGACAACUCCAGAGUAUGUCUGUGCUAACUGGCACCCUGACCACACUGACUGCAAGAAGGUGGGCAAGUACACUUGCAGAAGCUGCCAUCUUGUCAAUUACUGUGGACCGGCAUGCCAACAGUCACACUGGCCUGAACACAGACUGGAAUGCAGAUCGCCUCUUAGCAAAGAAACCUGGCAGCCGGCCUGGGUUCUUGAGCGUCGAGAGCCGGAAUUUAUUGGAGAAGGAAUAGCAUAUCAUGGAGUGAGGAAAUACCUCUGGGGUAACAUCCCUGCCAUCGAUGUUCUUCAACUAGGAUUGAAUGAAGGGAAUGACUGCGGGCAAGACCUGCGCAUAUUAUUUGCUGCUUCGGGGGAUCUUCGAAAUCUUGUCGAAACAAUUGCUCGGCUUUCGAACAGUUACAGCCACUCUCUGGAGGCUACAAUAAAUGACCAAGACUUCGAUGUCGUCGCUCGGAAUAUCAUUAUACUUUUUCUUGCUCUGACCAUGGAGAACGUCGAUGAAGCAAUCGACUGCAUCAUCCAUCUCUGGUAUUCAGCUUUUGUACGCGAGUCAGACAUUUACAUUCUUCAGCAUCGGGUUCGUCCCUUAAUCGAAGACGUUGGUGCAAAGACCAAAGGCAAGGCACCAGAAUCUCUCUUGGCAAAGACAUGGGCAUUUGGGCAGCGCUCCCUCAGGAUUGUUCUUAAGAAGUCAUCAUGGGACCGCCUCUUGUCUUUUAUUGAAGUGCCGGCUGGCUUGACAGUCGAAGACGCACAAAGUAUUCGCGCAGCCAACACUCUAGCUAAAUCGCGGCAAGACUACCGUGAUCGACACAUGUGUUACUUGUCACCUUCGCGCAGAAUGGCUUUCCAGAAGUUCCGGGAAGAUGGCCUUCUUCUUCCUUUUGGAUACCCGCGGCAUGAGUUUCAAGUGCCAAACCCGACAUUCUUCCAGCUUGACAAUAUCUGGCCUAUGAAAGACGAUGCUGAUCCUCUUGCGGGAUGGUCGCCUAAAGAGGUUUCCGAUACGUCAAGUGGGCCUGCAUCUGCUGAUAUGUACGGAAAGCUCUUUUUCCACAUUCGCGGAAUACUUCAGUCCUUUCUGAGCCGACUUUCAAAUCUGAAUAUCUCUAUCACAAUGUACCAAGUUGACGCCCGUAAGCUACCUGGUCAUCUGAAGGGCGGCUCUUUCGAUCGAAUUGAGGUGUCUAACAUCUCGGAUUCUGGUUGGUUGGGAAUACAUUCUACGCUACGCUUCAUGAUACCCUUGCUUCAAAGCCCUCUCGAUAAUCCGCACGCGACCUUGAUUACUCUCUUCAUAAACGCAGUGCCAGAGAACUUAGCUCACCGAGAGGAACAGCAAGAUUGGGAUGCGCAUAUCUCAACAACAAAGCUCCUCUUGAAAUAUCUACCCUUUAAAGGCGCACCAACCUCCCCUUACGAUCCCCAGAUUAUCAAGAGGUUUGUUGGCCGGGAUAUUGUGAGAACCUAUGACCACAUCUUUGAUCGAUACUCGGAAGACAAGAAGUUCCGUGAGACUGCUGAUAUGCUGGGGGCGGAAAUGAAGGAAAGGCACACUAUCGUCGACAAAUGGCCGCUCAGAUUGAAGCUCAAGCCUGGUCAGCCAGGAGCACAAGACGAGUUUGAUCGUCUCAUUAGUGGAGGACUAACUGGGAAGGAACGAUAUGUAGAGUGGAAAAGAAUCCAUCGGGAUAUGCUUUGAAGAAAGCGGUUCCCGUGUCUAGGAUGCCGUUGGACUUGGGCAGAGCUUAUGUUCCAUCUCGGUCAUUGUCUCUGAUGCUUGUCACUAGCACCCACAGACAGUGAUAAUGCCGAGUUGGAACAGCAAUUUGGAAGCUAUCUACGUUUUCUUACUGGGUCGAUGUCCGGAUGCUAAUUGGAUACGGUGGUAUCUAUGCAGGGCUUAUAUGCCAACCACAACUGAUGUUAUGAUAUUUUGCACAGAUAAUACGCUCAUCUGAAC
This is a messenger RNA of Aspergillus sclerotioniger CBS 115572, 2100 nucleotides long. RefSeq lists its product as uncharacterized. Lineage: Eukaryota; Fungi; Ascomycota; Eurotiomycetes; Eurotiales; Aspergillaceae. Bases 133 to 1839 code for a protein of 568 amino acids. The transcript has 6 exons. The record is from RefSeq and is a predicted model, not a curated record.